Messenger RNA from Abrus precatorius (Indian licorice), 794 nucleotides. RefSeq lists its product as uncharacterized. Bases 289 to 636 code for a protein of 115 amino acids. The record is from RefSeq and is a predicted model, not a curated record. Lineage: Eukaryota; Viridiplantae; Streptophyta; Magnoliopsida; Fabales; Fabaceae. The transcript has a single exon.
AAUUAUGGCAAAUAUCCCUACUUGCACUCUCUCUCUCUCUCAUCUCAAACACCAUAAAAGCUCUUGUUGAACAACAAACACUUACUAGUUCUUGAAGCAACAACACCAUCAAUCCCAGGUGAGAAAGCACAGCAACAUGCCAACAUAAAGGAAAUAAUAAGAUUGGAUGUGUCAUCAUUGCGUUCAAAUCCAACCAAAAGAAACCACUCGUGGCUCACAGCACUUGGUCAUCAAAACAUUCUCAUCCUUAUAAAGCAAGAUAAGAAAGACUUUCACACACAGGUAAAUAUGGAAAUUGAAUCGGCAAAGUGCGAGUGUUGUGGCCUGAAAGAGGAUUGCACCCAAGAAUAUAUCCGUGAAGUGAAGGCCAAAUUUGAUGGCAUAUGGUUAUGUGGGUUGUGCUCAGAAGCAGUGAGAGACGAAGUUAUCAGAGAGAAAAAGCUAUUUGCCAUGGAAGAAGCUGUGAAAGCUCACAUGUCAUUUUGUCGUAAGAUCAAAUCGAAUCCUGCGGUUAAGGUUGCUGAUGGCAUGAGGCAGAUGCUAAGGAGAAGGUCAACUGACUUAUCUUCAUCAAACAAGAGGUCAACCACCACUUCUCAAGUGAGUGAAUAUUCCUCCAAUUUCCCAUUGCAAUGAUGAAACCAUAGGAGGUUGGAAGGCGGGAACAACAAAGCACCCCAUCACUCUGUUUUGGUUUGGUUCAAAUAAAAUUUUUAGUUUACUUUUUGUGGCUAAGUUUUCCACUUUGUCUUGUACAGGCUAGGAAGUUCUAUUUCAUAUGUAUGAACUGUCUU